AUGUUUCUCAAUAACAGUUAUAUGCCACAACGAUCAUCAAGUGAACAAUGUUUGGCGACAUCAACCCCGCCCAAUGUUGGGCCGUCGCAAAUCUUACCAUUCCUUUACUUAGGUUCGCAAGAAGAUGCACUAUCAACGAAAGUUAUGCAGGAUAACCAUAUAACUCACGUGAUUAAUGUGAGUAUUACGGGACAACGGGCGCCAUUCCUGGAGGAAAACGAUGAUGAGCAUUUUCUUCGAAUACCUGUCAAUGAUUGUCUCACUGCUCAGCUAUCAUCGUAUUUUGAUCAAGCCUAUUCAUUUAUUGAAAAAGCUCGAUUGAACAAUGGUCGUGUGUUUAUUCAUUGUUUAGCUGGCAUCAGUCGAUCUCCUGCUCUUGCUGUCGCAUAUAUUAUGCGUCAUUUGAAUCUUGCUGCUGAUGAUGCUUAUCGCUACAUUAAAGCACGUCGAUCACAUAUAUCUCCGAAUUUCAAUUUUCUCGGUCAAUUAUAUGAAUACGAACGUAGUCUACCAUCGCCAACACGGCCAAAUUCGGCAAUUACAAUGGUCAAAUGUACUCCAGUCGAAUUGACAUUAAACGAUUGUCGACGUUUUCUACAGGUUGAAGGUAGCAGUUCUCUCAAACGCGAACAUAAUAAUGAUCGACCCAAAGCUUUAUCACGCCCGAAGGGUUUUAAUUUCGAUUUGGUCAAUACACGACAACCUCAAUCGCUACUCUCGCCAUCGUCGGGAAUUGCUAAUCUAUCCGUUGAAUCACCUCAACCAACACAUUCAUCGUUACCAUCGAAACUACUGCGUCCGAACAGCAUCACAUUGAAGCGUUCAUCGCCAACAAAUGAAUCUUGUCAAUCACCUCAACUAUUAAAUAGUAGUUGUAAUAAUGAAUCGAAUUCGACGACUAAUAAACGUGUCAAAACUUUACCAAGAAGUACAGAUACGUCACCAUUAGUGGAAAAAAAUGAUUUGAUAAAUACGAUCUUCGAAGGAACGUCAAACUUAUCGAAAUCUCCAACUCGAUCGAGUUCAACUCAUUCGUUGGAUUCAGCAUCGGACACAGCGAAUGCAACAACAACAACAAAUUCUACUCUUAACACAAACAAAAGUCGAACAAAUUCAUUGAAUUCAAGUCGAGAAUUACUGGUUUCAUGA
Molecule: messenger RNA, 1149 nt
Organism: Adineta ricciae
Lineage: Eukaryota; Metazoa; Rotifera; Eurotatoria; Adinetida; Adinetidae
Source: the annotation of a GenBank genome assembly